Ficedula albicollis (Collared flycatcher) is the source of this 1255-nucleotide messenger RNA. RefSeq names its product rhophilin associated tail protein 1-like (gene ROPN1L). The record is from RefSeq and is a predicted model, not a curated record. The transcript is spliced from 8 exons. The coding region runs from base 432 to 1088 and encodes 218 amino acids. Lineage: Eukaryota; Metazoa; Chordata; Aves; Passeriformes; Muscicapidae.
CAGCUGAUCUCCAAGAAGUCUCUGGCAACCUCUGCCCUUCUGUGAGACUCUGUGACUAAUGGCUUACUGUAGAAAAGCAGCUUUCGUGCUGCUUUUUUUUUCUGAUAUUUUUAUUCUUUUAUUUGACUGCUUCCCAAGGGUACAUGCACACGCGCCCUGUAUUCCUUCCUCAAAGUUUUUCUGUUGUCCUGAAAUCCUCAGUUUUUUUGCCUUCAGCUUCAGUUCCUUGCCUAGAGCUGUGUUUUUGAAUCAUUACUGAAAAUGCGUGACCAAUGUGGUAAUUAAAUGUGCACUUUGAAGUCUGUUCCUGAUGCAAAUUGGCUGCAUUGGAGUAGUGAAGAUGCUGUACCCUGUCUGCUUUUCUCCAUAAAUAAAGUUCUAAGAAAAUUCACGUGAGAAAGCCACCUGCCAGGUCCUUGUGACUGGGCACCAUGCCUCUUCCAGAAACUAUGUUCUGUGCUCAGCAAAUCAAAAUCCCUCCUGAGCUUCCUGAUAUUCUGAAGCAAUUUACUAAAGCUGCUAUUAGGACUCAGCCUUAUGAUGUUUUGCAGUGGGCAGCUGCGUAUUUUUCAGCCUUGUCUAAAGGUGAACCCCUUCCUGUGAAGGAGAGGCUCGAAAUGCCUUUAGCAGCAAAGAAAAAAGAUGCUGGUUUGACCCCAGGACUCCUUAAGGUCUUGCACAAACAGCUUUCUUCCAAAGGCAUGGUGACCGUUGCAGAGCUGAGGGAAAAAUGGAAGCAUUUGGGCUUGCCAGAGGAGCAGCUGGGAGCUAUCCUGCAGCUGGGCAGUUUUGGCGAGGAGGUGGAAUGGAUGAAGUUUCUGGCACUUGGGUGCAGCGUGCUUGGUGGGUCCUUACUGAGUUCAAUGAAACAGGCCUGUGAGAUCCUAACAAGAGACCCAGAAGGCGGAGCUGCUCGAAUUCCCUUCGAAACGUUCUCAUUCCUUUAUUUGUAUUUGGCCAGUAUUGAUGGAGAGUUAUCAAAGGCAGAAACUAAAGCAUUCCUCCUAGGAAUUAAAGAACAAGCGGACAAACACUCUGGCAUGGUGCUGAUCAGACACUUCCUGCCAUACUCCUUCAUAUUUUAUUGACCAACCCUACUCUUCAGCAUGAGGCAGAGCUAUUCAAGCAAGACUUAGCAGAAUUAAAAUAAAAUAAACCUUGCACAUGACUCAGAUAAGGUUGGUAUGUGCUAUUAGAAGAAGGUGGCAAGAUAAAAUUACAAUCUGUUCCACGCCUGCAGAAGCUGUCAGCUGUG